Molecule: messenger RNA, 942 nt
Organism: Fusarium graminearum PH-1
Lineage: Eukaryota; Fungi; Ascomycota; Sordariomycetes; Hypocreales; Nectriaceae
Exons: 3
Coding region: 1-942 (313 amino acids)
Source: RefSeq, a predicted model, not a curated record
AUGUCGAGAUCAUCCCGAAACCCUGCCCCAGCCGCUGCCGGUACUGGACGUCAAAACGAAUACUUUGUUCCUCGAGAUGGCAUCGACCGUGAAGUCAUCUCUGCCGAUAUUUGCCGUUACUUGGGUAACGACGCUCUCGUCCGUCCCGGCCACUACGAGAACCCCCAGACAGGCCAAGCCGUACAAGGCUACUACAUCACGGCCUACAGGAAUCUAACAACUGCCAUGAUUGAGGACCUGAAAGCAGACUCUGCACGAUGGGACAGUGAAAGACGUGCGCAGACCUCACGCAACACCUCCGGAGGUACUAUUGCCUCGAGAAACGUUGGCGUACCGCCGAGACACUCAUCUAACUCACCUGUAGUGCAAUACCGCUACUCGGAGACGCAUCAGUCCCGUCAGCAUCAUGGUCCUACCGAGGGCCCUUACGCCACCGAUCCUUACGCUCGUGACUCUGGCUUUGACGGAGGACCCAGGUAUCCCGGAACAGGUGCUCCCGGUUACACUGGUGCUGCCGGUUCAUAUAGCCAAUCUUAUGGCGGCUCAAGUAGUGGGUUUGCCGGUUACGCCCAAGCCCAACAAUCCCCUCCCCCAGCGGAUGCCAGAUUCAGCUCCACCCCUGCAGCUGCCGUCAUGAACACACCUUACACGGCCGGCCAAAGCCCUUACGUGGACGUUGGAACAAACCAAAGGCCCAGAGGAUACGAUGCUUAUGCUAACCAGGCUGCCGCCGCCGCCGCCGCCGCCGCCGCUCAGCAGCAGGCUUAUGCCACUUCUGCACCUUCGCAACCCGGUUAUCCGGCCACUGCUGCUUACCAAUACUCAGGUCAGGCUCCUCCUACGGGCUACACAAUGCAGCCCCAGGACCCCUUUUAUGGUCGUGGUGCGUACAGUGGAGGGCCCGAUGGGCAAGUUUGUAAGGAUAAAGUACUAAUUUGUUGA